Messenger RNA from Sporisorium graminicola, 3720 nucleotides. RefSeq lists its product as uncharacterized. The record is from RefSeq and is a predicted model, not a curated record. The transcript has a single exon. The coding region runs from base 1 to 3720 and encodes 1239 amino acids. Gene Ontology annotation, biological process: DNA damage checkpoint signaling. Lineage: Eukaryota; Fungi; Basidiomycota; Ustilaginomycetes; Ustilaginales; Ustilaginaceae.
AUGCCCGCAGCCGCUGCUCCUCCUCUCGAUGGAGACGAGUAUGAGUUCGAUUCGCUCUUCGAUGACCAGCAGCUUCUCGAUCCGGAGCUGGAAGAGAGCCUUGCACAGGCCGAGGCCACCUACACCGCUUCUCAGGCCGUGCAACAGCCGACUCAAUAUGCAGCAGCUCCACAGUCUUCGAUAUCGGGCUCCUCUUUCCGCCUUCAUGCCGAGCCAUCGCAUUCUGCAAGACGGAUAGGCACCUUUGUUCAGCCGCCUGCAAAGAAGCAACGUAUCGAUCCUGGACCCUCCAACCUCGGCCGAGUGGCUGCUCCUCGCUAUCGAGAACCAGAGCCGGACCAAGUCAUCGUUCGCGAUUUGCGGGACGAUGACUUUGCCGACAAUGACGACGAGCAGUGGUGGGCCGGCAAUAAUGCGCUCGACCAAGUUGAGGAAGAGGCCAUCCGCAUGUCGCAGCAAAUGCCAUCAACAUCACAGCAACAUACUCCGACAACUCAUCACAAACCUAUUACAGCACGCUCAGUUCAAGAUCGUUCACGGCACCCUGCUUUCUCUACGAAGCCGGCAGAUUCAAAACAAGUCUCCAGCACAUCGGCGGUGAGGCAUGAUAGCGCUGAUGGCGAGGUGCUUGCGGAGCUCAAAGCUGAGGUCGAAAGGCUUCGAGCCGCACACAAGGCACAACAAGAGACGGUCGACAAGCUCAAGCAAGAGGCUUACCGCAAAUCUGGAGAGGUCGCCGUUGUGCGUCAAAACUUGACCAAGCUGAACCUUGAAAACUCCAAGCUUAGGGAGCGUGAGGUCGCGCGAGAGCUGGAACACCGCACAGCCCUCGAACGUCUGCAAAAGGACCAGGAGCGUCGACUCCAUCGCCUCGAGACCGAGACCGCCUUCCGCCGAGUCGAACAAGAUACAAGCCGUCGGAUAUGGCCCUCGAGCGUAGCGCGUCUCCCACCUGUUGGCCUUCGUGACGUGGACAGGAGGCAAGACAGUCAGGUCAGAGCCGGGCUCACCACGCCGACCAAGGCCAACCGAUUCGGCGUCCGCGGUGGCAGCGCUAGCGGCGGCUCUGGCAGUCGUCACAGGUAUGCGGAUACCGCCGCCGAUCGCGAAGAGCCUAGCACGCCCACCAGAUCGACCAACAAGGUUGGGCCGCACUUUCCACGGCCUCCGACUGCAACAACUUCUGCGUCCAAAACUAAGGCGUUCCGCGGCCUGCAAAACUCGUUUGCGGACUUUGGCCCGGUGCAGGAGAAGAUCCGGCAGCAGCGACAGUCGCCAACCAAAACAACCAAGGCAAACACCUUACCGCCAGCCGAUUGGGAAAUGGAUCAAUCGAGAGCGACGAAUGCAGAAGAGGUACCGACAGAACAGGACAACAUGCAUCUCGAGGACGAUCGACACGCUGAUCCGACAAGAACGACGUUAUCGGGAUCGCGCGGUACUGCUUCGGAUCAUUCAGAUCGGACAAAAGAGCACCACUAUCUUGCAGCUGUCUCUGAGAUCCUUUCUCGACGCACCACCAUCGUCUCGCUCUUGCUCAGUCAUUCUUCCAUCACAGCUGCUGCGCCAACUUCCUAUCCUUCGAACCGUUUCAAUCCGUCCGCCUCGCACCCUUCCGGUCUGACGUCCAAGACAGCGCAAGACACCGUGUCUAGUUCCAGCACCUUGGGCCGUCUCAUCUCAGCCAACCUUGUUUCAGACUGCCCGCCUCUCGUGCUCUUUCGCUACAGAGAGGCUGUCGAGUCGCUGCUCACCAGUCUCAGUCGCGCCAGGGUUCUGGAGCCCGAAGAAAGGGAGGACGCUCUCGCUUUAUUGUCCACCGACAGCAACGAGCAGAGCAUCGAAGAGCUUGACUUUUCUUCGGCCACCAUGCAUCUCUCUCAUGCCAUCGCCUCAUCGCUCCUGGUCAUGGCAGGAGUUCUGUUGCGACUGUGCCAAACGGAUCUCUUGACCGAUGUGUUGCGUUUGGCUACGUGCCUUGUCUCGACGUUGCCGAGAUUCUGGCUGGAUCUUGAGUGCCUCGAACAGAGUCCCGAAGCCAAAGGCAAAGAAUUGGCCUUUCUUGGCGUCGACGAAUCGACUUACAAUGCGCAGUGGUCGCGGUAUGCUACUCCGAUCCAUGUGCGAGAGAUUCUGGCUCAGUGCAUUGACGGAUGUCGAUUCGGCACAAACUCGAGCAGGCAUCGCACCACUUCCGAUCUCAAUGGCGACGGAGAACUUUGCCAGGGUCAAGUUGCCGCUGCUGUCGAUGCAAGAAGGACUGACGGAGCAGGGCUUGGCGACUGGUCAUUGUCGCCAGCAGCACGCGAGGAUCUUCUUCAUGCCGUGGUCCAGGUCCUGGAGGCCAUGUCGCAAUGUCCCGAUGCAAAUCCUUCGUCCACCUACCACCCGUUACGACUUCUGUCGCGACCAGGCGUGCUUCACAAGCUUUUGCAUCCCGACCGAUCCAGUUUGAUCAUUUUCAACGUCGUGCGCAUGCUCACAUCUGCAGUCUCCAACGCCCCCUUGAUUCACGAGUGCCUUGCCUCGAAAGCGGACGGACAGCCAAGUGGGCGGGGCACCAGCCAUUCGACGGCGCCGCGUGCCAAUGCUCGUUUUCCGGUGCUGGAGCUGCUGGUCAAGCAUCUGGUGGACAGGCGCUUUGACAUGGAAGAGAGCGAAUGGCACGUUCUGCAUCGCGGCAUCUUGACGUUUCUCACGCAGGCGGCGCUUCGAUCUGCCGACACACUCAUUGUGUUGGCUGAUAGUGCGGCGUUACUUGCUGCGCUCAUCAGGUGCCUUUCGCUCGACUCAGACUUUGUUUGGCUCGAAAGCCGUCCCACGUUCCUGCUGCCUCUACGUAUGCCGACGUUUCGAUCAGGUACCUCCAAGAUACCGGAAGCGGACCCGUCAGGUGGGGACUUACUCCAGGCGGCCGAACGCAUCGUCAUGGACACGCGACUGCUCAAUCUGCUUUACAAUUACCCGCUGCCCAACUCUGCGAACCAUAAUCGACGCUUCGAGCCUGCUAGCCCGGCGGUACAGGAGCGCAUGGGAUCCAUCUCGCUCGCUGUUAAACUCGACCAGCCAGAGACGUACAGCAUGCUCAACGGCAUUCGGCAGAGCUUCAUCGUCGCACUCACACGGAUUGCGUUCUGCUCUGAGCCGGACUGGAUCGCGUCUGAGCGCAAGCUGCUAGCCUCGCUCUUGCCGGACGUGCGCAAGCGUGCUGAGCUGGCUCGAGAGAAGGUUCAACGAGGCUACAAUGACGAUGGAGACACCGAGGUGUGGGCGGUGACAGAUGAAGAGACGGUUGCAGAACAGGUGGAGCAGAGCGUUGCUGAGCUGGAUAGAGUAUCGACGUUGCUAGAAGCGAUCGCAGAUGUGGCAGGCGAUUUGGCGGAUAUUGUACUGAGCCCGGAAGAGAUUGAUAGCGUGUACGAGCUGUUGGUCGAGGAAGAGGACGAGGACGAGGAUGCGAUGGACGUGGACCAGGAAGAACUGCACAAGCAGGACAUAAAUCUGUCCACGAGCAGUCCGGAAAAGGCGUCGGUGGACGAAGACGUGGGGAGCGAAACGGAAUCGGAGCCCGAGCUGGACAUGGAACAGGCGAGGGCGUCGUCGACAAAGGUGAUGCACAGAACUGCUUCGAGAAGCAGCAAGUCCGCUUCCCCUACCAAGCGCAACGGCGAUCUAGAGGAGGCUGAUAUGGAUGUGAUUGAGAUUGACGAUUCUGAUUGA